UGGCUGAAGAGUAGCACUUGCUAAUUGACCAUAGUAUGUAUCCUGCCAGCCAGUGGAAAUAUUCAAGCCAAUAAAAAAGAAGUUAUACCUCGUCAAACGAACGUUACAGCCGUGUUCUUUCGAAUAUCUACUUUAAACAGUGCGCCUAUUGCUAUACAUUAACUCGUCACACCCCCAGCAAGCCAUGGCAGCCCCCGACGACGACGACUCUCAAGAGGGAGCCAGUGGCGGAGGGGGUUCCAGGGCGCAGUACGUCUCUGCAACUGCGUCGUCUUUACCACUACCAGGAGACGCAGCAUCGGUUGUGGACGAGCACUUCUCAAGGGCGCUGGACAAAACGGCGACGCAUGCGAAAGAUUCUGGCAAUUAUAAGGUAUCUUGGUUAAAUGUAUCUUAUUUCCAAUUUGUUAGUAAAACCGCAUCUAUUGAAGAUGAUCGUAAAGUUAAAUAA
This is a messenger RNA of Acanthoscelides obtectus, 451 nucleotides long. NCBI's taxonomy places the organism in Eukaryota, Metazoa, Arthropoda, Insecta, Coleoptera, Chrysomelidae. The record is from the annotation of a GenBank genome assembly.